AUGCCAUCUGCUCUCACUGCAGCACCCAUGCACCAUGAGUCACGUAUAAUCGUCAGCGAUGACUCCCAACCUGGCGCGAUCCCCUCGCAUCCUCUAGGAGUCAAGCCCCUUGGCAACCAGUACUUUUUCCAGGGACCCAGCGCGCGCAAAUGCAUAGGGAAAUGGCUGCCCCUGCCAGACGAGAUUCUGAUGGUCGUUUUGGAAUACUUUGACCAGUCAUCUUUGACUCAGCUCGGGGCCACGUGCAAGUUCUUUUUUGCCUUUUGCCACUCUGAAGAACUGUGGAAGGCGCUGUUCCUCCAGAUAUGCCCAAGUAAUGACCAGGAUGUCAAGUGGGCGGGAUCUUGGAGAUCGACUGUUCUCGGCCUCCCGGGGGAUUUCGGCGUAAGGAUCGACUGUAGUAAUGUCUUUUCAGAUGUCUUGCACCGGCCGUUCGCCUGUAGCAAUAUCAAUCUGGCCCAGUUCACCUCCAACAUCCCCAAGGCCAACCGCAUCCGCCGGUUUGCUAACCUCACCCACGAGGAGUUUGCCGAGCGAUGGGCUGAAGAACCGUUUGUUCUGUCGGAGUGCAUCCAGUCGUGGCCCGUUACCUCGCAGUGGUCCAUCGACAAGCUGCUAAAGGACUACGCUGACGUCAACUUCCGCGCAGAGGCUGUGGAUUGGACGCUUUCUACUUAUUGCAGGUAUAUGGACAAGAAUUGGGAUGAAAGCCCCCUGUACUUGUUCGAUCGUGGGUUCGCAGAGAAGAUGGGCAUCAAGGUUGGACAUGAGACUGGGGCAGCCUAUUGGCGACCAGAGUGCUUCGGCCCUGACUUUUUCGAAGUGCUGGGCGAUGAAAGACCGGCUCAUCGAUGGCUCAUCAUGGGGCCUGCACGAAGCGGUUCGACCUUCCAUAAGGAUCCAAAUGCCACCAGUGCGUGGAAUGCAGUUAUCCAGGGCUCCAAGUAUUGGAUCAUGUUCCCGCCAGCGGCCCAGGUCCCCGGGGUCUAUGUCUCCAAGGACAGCAGCGAGGUAACGAGCCCGCUCAGCAUCGCAGAGUGGCUGCUCACAUUCCAUGAGGAGGCACGCCGGCUUCCCGAGUGCGUCGAGGGGAUUUGUGAAGCUGGAGAAAUUCUGCAUGUCCCCAGUGGCUGGUGGCACCUGGUGGUAAACAUCGAAAGCGGGAUCGCUCUGACGCAGAAUUUUGUGCCACAGUCCCCGGGCUUACACAACUUGUCCGAGGCGCUGUCGUUCCUAAGAGACAAGGCAGACCAGGUAUCCGGAUUCCGACACGAUAUUGAGAGCCCAUCAGAUCUCUUCAUCGAGAGGAUGGGAGCUAAGUAUCCGGAGCUUCUUGAAAAGGCGUUGGAUAUUGCGGAUAGGAAGGCGGGGAAGAAGAGACGGUGGAACACUGCCAUUGCUGUCGGUGACGAACAGCCGAGUGGCGGGUUCAGUUUCGGUUUCGCCCUGGGCGAGGACGACGAUGAGAUACCUUAA
Molecule: messenger RNA, 1476 nt
Organism: Clonostachys rhizophaga
Lineage: Eukaryota; Fungi; Ascomycota; Sordariomycetes; Hypocreales; Bionectriaceae
Source: the annotation of a GenBank genome assembly